UAAUUUGUCGAUUUUUAAUUAUUUAGUCGCUAAGCAGGAGGAGAGGAGAAAAUUAAAUUAGGAAGGAAAAGAGGUAGAGAUUAGGGUUUGGUAUUUUACACAUGAGAGGAUUGGAGUGAAAGUGAGAAAAUGGAGGAAUCAGGAUCAGGGGGUGUGUGGUGGUGUUGUUCCCCAUUGAAGAUGAUAGUGGAGUCGCUAAGGAUUAUGAGCUGCAACAAAGUGGUGUUCGCAUCCAUCAUGCUCCUCACCACCCUUCCUCUAUCGACCCUGGUAAUUUCCCAAUCCAUCUCCACCCACUCCCUCACCUCCCAAAUCCAGCACCUGGAGGCCCUCGCACACUUCACCUCCACACGUUUCGAGGCCCGCCACGUCUGCCAAGAAUCCCGCCACGAAGCCCUCUCCCUCCUCCGCAUCAAGGCCCUCUUCUCCCUCCCCUCCUACCUCCUCUCCCUCGCCGCCGCCCUAUCCUCCGUCCACUCCACCCUCCUCGCUCUCCACGCCACCGCCACCACCACCGCCGCCGCUUCCCUCCGCCACCACUCCGCGCGCCUUCUCGCCACCACCAUCUUCGUCUACGCCAUCCUCUUCGCCUUCUCCCCCCUCCCGCGCGUCCUCGCCUUCCUCGCCACCUCCGCCACCGCCAGGCUCCUCCUACUCGCCUCCGCCUCCGCCCUCGAGGUCUACCUCAUGGCCGUGAUGAGCGUCGCCCUCGUCGUCUCCGUCGCCGAAGAGAGGUUCGGCUGGGACGCCAUUCGGGUCGGAUUCGCUCUGAUGGAGGGAGGCCGGAUCUGCGGGUGGGUCCUGUCGGGCUUGUUCGUGUUGGGCUCGAGCCUGAUCGGGUCGAAGUUGGAACACUUGAUGGACGGUCAGGAUUCGAUCGCGGUUAAGGAUAAAGCGAGUCUGAUAGUUUCGUACGGAUUAUUAGUGCUGUGGAGUUAUGUUGUUAUCACUGUGUUUUACUGUGACUGUAGAAAACGGCAUCCAAUUAGGGAACACCAAGCAGAUGAUGAUGACCUUCCACAACAACAACUAUCUCUAAUGUGGGGAUGGUGAAAAGGGCAGGAUGCAAGCAUAGUUGCCAAUAGAACCCGAGGUCAAGCAUUUCAAGUCUUGGUAGCUUCUUCAGGAAAGGAAGGUUCAAAAGAUGAUGUGGUCAUGGUUUGAUCCUGUGGAAGCCAAGCGAUUGGCUGCCAAACAAAUGGAAAGAAUUAAAGCAAAAGAGAAAUUCAAGAGAAGACGUCAAAUUGAGGCAAUUAACGGAGCAUGGGCAAUGAUUGGUCUCACGGCUGGCCUAGUUACUGAAGGCCAAACUGGAAAAAGUAUUCUGACUCAGGUGAAAUUGGAAAUGCUUCUAUUUACAUGUGCUUGUGUCAUACAGAUGAAACUACAUGAGCUCAAAUAAACAAAUGCUCAUACAUGAGGGCAUUCUAAAAUACGUACACCUAAUGGAAAGUAUAAGGCUCUUCUAAACUUGAGUUUGUCUCUAAUAUGAGCAAGUAAGGGUAUAUCCGUACCCGAUUCAGUUUAAGUGCAUCAUGAUUUUAUUUAGCCUACAAAAAUUCAAGGGUGGAUGCACCUUUACUUCCCAAAAGACAAAACUUGGAUAAAAAUCCCACAUCUUCAUCAUUAAUUUCUCAAAUCAAACAAUAACAUGUGGACAUUUUUUGCAACAUUAAAUAGCUUCCAUUUAACAAAUUGUUUAAGAAUUUUAGAAAAAUGCCCAUGUGUCAAUGUUUCAUUUGUUUUUUUUUGGAAGGCAAAGAUAUAAUAUAUUAUAGAAUAACGAGUACCAGAGGUACUACAAAAUACAGAAAAGGGGUCCUGACAAUUCUGGAGAUACAACACCCUGCACAAAUGAAAACCCUACUAACAUAAACUUUAACUAAAAGCUAUAGACAUAUUCGAAGACCAGCUAUAAUAAGGAAUCUGGAAGUUCCUUUCCCAACCCCUCAACCAGGUCCAUAAAAGGAACAGAGUGCUAUCUGUCAGCCUAUUGAUAUCAAAAGUUUGAUUCUGAAAAAUGAUAUCAUUUCUGAGCCUCCAAAUUGAAACUGUAGCUGCUAUCCACCACAUUGUCCUUCUUGUGUUAGAAACCUUUGAAGUUGCUGAGGAGUAGUGCUGGAGAAAAUUAUCCAAAGGCCUACAGUGAAACACCUUGUGAACUUGAGGCCAAGGAUAUAAGAAGCUGGAUUGAAGUUUUCAUAAAUGUUUGCUAGUCUUGGUGAUAUCACGGACACAACUCCCUUGUAUGGUGUCAAAACAAAAUAAAAUAAAGUCAACUGCUUCCAGUUCUAGUUAUGUCAGAUGGUGACCCCAUAACUACCAGAACUCCAUGAGUGCCUUUUGGUUUAUAUGAGAAACUGACUAUCAUCAAGAUAUUAGGAUCAACCCUUAUUCUUCCUGCUGCACAAAAAGGCUAUAGAAUGGUGCGUGUGAUGUUUUGAAUUCUCAAUUUUGAAACAAGCACUGCAGAGUUUUUCUCUUCAACUUUUACGAUGAAAGACAAUAUGCUAUUCUUUGAGCAAGCGUGAACGAGGAUUUUUCAAUGAAUUGCCAGUUAUACAUCGGGGCAUAAACAUACUAUACUGUUUUCAGAAAGACUUUAGAAUAUUAGUUCAAUGGCUUUUAGAUUUGAAAAUCUUUGGAUGCGCAAAAAGUAUACACGUUAGCUCCCAUUGAAGUGAUGCAUUAAAAAGGGGGAGAGGGAAAUAUUUAUGAUCCAGUUUUGUGAGGUUUGUAGGAGAAAAAUUCUGUGCAGAAGCAACUGAAUUUAGUAGUCUAUUUUGCGGUGUUCAUUGUACAAAGGGUGUAUAUUAGGGCCCAAAUAUUUGGAAAUUGACGGAUUCACAUUAGUGGGUGUGAGGGCAGCUGUCCCACAAAUUUAUUAAAAAAAAAA
Glycine soja is the source of this 2896-nucleotide messenger RNA. RefSeq lists its product as uncharacterized. The transcript is spliced from 6 exons. Bases 130 to 1053 code for a protein of 307 amino acids. NCBI's taxonomy places the organism in Eukaryota, Viridiplantae, Streptophyta, Magnoliopsida, Fabales, Fabaceae. The record is from RefSeq and is a predicted model, not a curated record.